Neolamprologus brichardi is the source of this 3306-nucleotide messenger RNA. RefSeq names its product F-box and leucine-rich repeat protein 18 (gene fbxl18). Gene Ontology annotation, molecular function: protein binding. Gene Ontology annotation, cellular component: SCF ubiquitin ligase complex. NCBI's taxonomy places the organism in Eukaryota, Metazoa, Chordata, Actinopteri, Cichliformes, Cichlidae. The record is from RefSeq and is a predicted model, not a curated record. Gene Ontology annotation, biological process: SCF-dependent proteasomal ubiquitin-dependent protein catabolic process.
UGCAGCUAACGGUAACACAAACGUCCAGCCGCCUGUGGUUUCACGCAGCAGGUUCACGGAACAUGAAGCUCCGGCUGGGUGGAUGAGCCUUUUUUUAAAAACAUGAGUGGGGAUGUGUGCGGAGUUUCAGACGACAUGGAUUACCAGAUUUUACAGGCUGUGUGCGAUGAGGAUACCUUGUCUUCUUCCUCCGUGGGGAUGUCAGAUUUGUCUGAUGAAAUCCUGCUAUGCAUCCUGCGCCAUAUUCCAGUGUGUGACCUGCUGCUGAAUGUGGCAAAUGUCUGCCAGAAGCUUAACACGCUGUGCCAUGACAAGACCCUGCUCACAAAUGUCAGCCUGUCUGAGGAUUAUUGGGCUGAUGACUCAUUGGUUCGACGCAUACUAAAGCAGCUGGCCAAUCAUGUGCAGUCUCUGAGCCUGAAUGGCUGCUACUGGCUAUCUGGCUCCACCAUGGAGCACAUCGCACGCUGCAGAGGAGUGACGCACCUAGAUGUUACCGGUUGUCGCAUCACUUCACUUCGCCUGUCCCGUCUCCUCUCCUCCCUCGCUUCCCUCAAAUCCCUCGCUUUUGACGUGACACCAGGCUUCAACUCUGCUCAGCUCAGCUCAGAGGCGGUGGAUGCACUGAGCCGCCUGUCGGAGCUUAGGCAGAUGCUGUUGACACCAAGCUACGGUGUAGUGCCAUGCUGUGCCCAACUCCGCAAGCUGAUGUUGCAGUUUGACAUCCCAGAUGUGACCAAAGAGGGUGUCGGCGUUUGCUGUCAGUUAAUGGUCGGUCAGAGCAGCGUGCCACAUUACAAACAGCUUGAGGAGUUCACUGCCAGGCUGGCUCCAGGAGAGGUAAACCAGACCCUGCUCCUCCUAUACCUGGCAGUGUUCAGCGUUAACGUUCCGAAGCAUCUCAGAGUUUUCCUUGUGUCCAUCCCCGGCCCAAACCCGGCUCCCUGGCCUGCUGCUCCCUCGGUGGCUCAGAGCUUGGGUGAGCGGGGCGACCUGGUUGCCCUGCAGCUCCCUCGGUCAUGGCUGGACUCUGCAUCGCUAAAGCAAGCUCUGGAAGGAAACAGCCCCAAACACCUUAGCUUCAGCCGAUGCCCGGCAUUGUGGCCACAGGUGUUCCAGUCGCUGUUGAACGGGGGUGUAAGAGACGCCACGCAGCUGGUUAGUCUGAAUCUGAGCGGGAUCAACCACGUUCCUUAUUCGGAGUGCAGGAUUGUGGAAGAUCAGCUGGCUGCUGGGACAAUGAGCCAGCUGGCAGACAGCUGUUCCAACAUUAAAUACCUAAACUUGAUGCACACACAUUAUCAUCAUGAAAACUCACCUGGGCUGGAAGGGGAAACCCACCUGUGUGCCAGCUUGGCCAAAUUCAGACACCUGCUCUCCCUCACGCUCCCUGCCUGCGCCCUGUCAGAUGGUUUAAAUACAAAUCACACGCAAAUGCAGAACACUCAUCUUUCUCCGCUUUUCCAGGGAUUGAAGAAGGUUCCUCGUGUGGGCCUCCAGAAUUACAAGGCUGCCUCAGAGUCCUCUGUGUCAGGGGACAGCACAUCGGGGCUCGCUUUGCUGUUAGCUGGCUGCCUUUUUUUAGAGACCUUUGAGCUUAUCGGUCCAGGCUUUGCUUCCACACUGCCUCGGCUUGAGCCGUGCACUCGUGCAAGCGUGGAGCCUCGUGGCAUGUGCGCUUGGGCACGAGGAAUUGGAGACGCACAUUUGGCGGUGCUUGAGGCUUUGCCUCAAUUGCGUCGCCUGACUCUGGCUGGUCUUCCUGGAGUUCUUAGGGGAACGGGACUAGUACAGCUGGCAAAGCAGUGCAGAGACCUGCGAGUAUUAUCCCUCGCCAAUCUGGGUUCCCUGAAAACCAUGAACUACACCGCUGCCUUGCUGGACACACUUAAACAGUGCACGCAGCUACAGGAGCUCAGGUUGGAGCAGCCCUACCUGAAUGCGAACGCGUCGUUCUUCGAGGCUUUGUCCUGCUGCUCCCGACUGCAGCGCGUCUGCCUUAUCUCACGCUGUGGCACUUUUGACCCAUCAGCUACAGAAACUUUCAUGGAGCGGUGCUGCCAUGUCGUCAUGUGCCACAUGUUCAUGGGCGGCACCUUAGUGAUGUGUCGCACGCUGCAGAAAGCUCUGCUGGACAGGUUCUCAGCAGAGCGCCCGGCACUCAGUGUGGUCAUCUAUCCGUUACAACACGAAGACCUACCCUCGGUCAUCAGAGAGAUCCCAUUAACACUGCUGGACCGGAUCACUUUGUUUCAGAGCCACGUGGCUCAACCACCACAUUUAUCACCAUUGUGACCUCAUCAGGAUGCUUUAGUGUGAUUGGUGCUCAGCAAUUGAGAGCCAUCAGCAGGAGCUCUACUCAGACCUUUAUUACAGCCACUUAAAGAUGGAACUUCUUGUGUGAUAUUGGGCUCACCUACAGCAGUGAUGACCGCAGAGAAUAUCAUGCCAUCACCCUGACAAGCUGUGUGGCUGCAUGAAUAUGAAUCAUGUCCUUCACCGUCAGUCUGAGUCAAACAAAGCACACAGAAAGUGAGUGAGUAGCCAUGGAUACCCAUCAGUCUGUGUGACUUGGUCAGGAACUAUGACACACUAAAAUUUACUGUAGGUAGGCUAGAUGAGCAGGAAAAGACCGGUCGCCACCUCUCCUUGGUUACAUUUUCAGGUUUUUUCUUUUCAUUGUUGAAAAAUACUUGCUCGUGGAGGGUUGUGUGAUUGUUGGGGUUUUCUCUGUAUUAUUGUAGGGUCCAUGGGACAAUGAUAUACAGCACCUUUAGGGGACUGUUGUUCUAAUUUGGCAAAAUAGAAAUAAAACUGAAUUCAACUGAAAAAUUGAAGAUCUGUCCACAUUCACACAUCUGUAAACUCCAACAGCUGCAAAAUCUUUCCAAACUUCUUGGUGUCUGUGAUUUCAGUCGCAGUCUCAAAAACACUCCGAACACUGCUGAAGCUGUCUCUCCUACACUGGGGUUGUAGAUUUCUGAUUUUUCUGAUCAGCCACAGCAGCGAGUUCCAUGCUGGCCUUUUAAUAAUAAAGACUUGAAGAAGAGAGAGACAUUUUAUUUUCUUCAAAGGCAGCUUCAGGGUGCCAUAAAGGCAGAUUAUUUUCACCAAGAGUAUUUGACUUUUGUUGGUUUUGGGUAAUUUGCAUGAUUAAAAAUUAAGAUCCAAAUGUAUGUAUCUACAGGGAUUGUAACAGGAAACAGGUGCACUGCUCUCCACAUCACAAUUCAGUGCUUUGUCUCAAAAUAACAGCAAAAUGCAGAACUUAGAAAACCCCCCAAAAUACUUAGUUCCUUAAUUUCA